Salmo salar (Atlantic salmon) is the source of this 3995-nucleotide messenger RNA. RefSeq names its product hypocretin (orexin) receptor 2 (gene hcrtr2). The record is from RefSeq and is a predicted model, not a curated record. Gene Ontology annotation, biological process: feeding behavior; circadian sleep/wake cycle process; G protein-coupled receptor signaling pathway. Lineage: Eukaryota; Metazoa; Chordata; Actinopteri; Salmoniformes; Salmonidae. Gene Ontology annotation, molecular function: orexin receptor activity. Gene Ontology annotation, cellular component: plasma membrane.
AAGCACAAGCAUUUCGCUACUCUCGCAAUGACAUCUGCUAACCAUGUGGAUGUGACCAAUAAAAUUUGAGUUGAUCUGUAUCUGCAAAAGUUAUUUCUGGGAAGAUUAUAGGUUUCCCUCAGCAAAUCAAAGGAGGCAAAGGCUAUACAUUUUAAACUGUAAGCAUUUAAAGGUAUUGGUUUUACUGAAAGAUAUCUGAAAGAUAUAGGCCUAACUAUUUCACUGUGUAAACUUCUUCCACUACCAUUAAUAAUAUUACUUUCAGGCAGCUAAGCAAGCACAGAAAGUUUCUACUGAAACUUCCUUUUCUAGUUGUCAUUGUUGUCAAGCACCCCUCCUUUUCUUUUGUUUGCUGAAGCGCGAAGGCCCACCAGAACUCACCAAAACUAUCACAGCUUAUUGUGAAAUAAACAUGAAUUACUUAUUCGAUAUUUGUGACAGGCAGAAGAAAAAGUACACUUUUCUUGUGUAUAAUUUUUAUUUCUUUCUUCAUAAUGCAGUCGUGUCUAUUUCACAAUAAUCUGUGAUACCUGGUUGAACUCACACACAAACUAUAGUUGUCUGUAUGAAAACAGGAAGAUACAGUUUUCAGCACAGGAUGCUCUUCCUUUGGAGCACCUCAGCAUCAAAUGUAAGUGCUCAAAGGCUUUUAGGAGGGAGUGCCAGUCCCUCACCGCCAGUAAACAUAGAGGAGUGCAUGAGGCUAUGGCCAAGUUUAAUGAUAGGUGCCAAACCAAUGUCAAACCGCUGGGGUAUGUGACCCCAAUCAACCGCUGUAGACAGUUUUUGGGAUUAAUGAACAGCUAGGUCAGGGUUUCCCAAACUCGGUCCUGGCCCAUUAUCUUUCAAUAUAAUGGAAAACCCCCAACCUGGAAACAACAUGCUGUCAGACAAUGCCGUCAAUAUGCUGUUGCGUACCAGUGAUUUCUAUGUGUAGCGAACCACUUGACCAAGGCUAGGCAACCCUACUCCUGAAUUCAUGUUUUUGUUUUAACCAACCUGGAAGACCCGGUGUGUUGAAUUUAGAAUGUUGAUCACUGAACUGAUCAAUUAGCUCAGUUGGUCUGGUGUGGUGCCGAGUUGGGACAAAAUCCUCCAUUAUCUGUGGCACUUCGGGAACGGGGUGGCCUACCCCUGCACUAUAUUUAUAUUGGUUUAUAAACAAAUGUGAUAGACAUCCCUCUCCUGUCAGAGUGGUUAAUUGUCCACUUCUGCUUCCUGGUGACUUUUUCCAACUUUUUCCUAAGACAAAGAUCUGACUUCAACUCUGGUCUUACUUUGCUUCAAUAAGGAAACGAUCAGGACCCUCCGCUGAGACCUUUUUCAGUUGAUUGUUACACAUUUGUAUAUCACAUCGUUCUAUUAAAAAUAAUGUUAUUUAAUGAAGUCAUCAAAUCUUGUCUCCUCAAUUCCUCAAACAAUCAUUUGUGUUUUAUGACAGGGCUUCUGAUAUUUGUGGAAUUAACCCUCCCCACUCUUUUUUGUCAACAAGGAAUUUUCUGAUUGGUUUCUUGCUUGAAUGCUCCUUGCCUUGCAUGAUCCCUGCCUUGGAGAGAUGGUCACGUUGACGAUGCCAAAGCGAUUCAGAUCUGGUGCAUAGCCAUUCUAUUAGCAGACGUUAAACCCGGUAGUCUGUUGCUCGUUCCAAGGUGCGCUGAAUGGACACUAAAAAGACCGUAAACACUUUCAACUAUUGAAGGAUGUCGGGGAUCACAGUGAAUUCGGAUUGUGGAGAAUGUUCACCCCCUUCGCAUGAGCCAUGCACCGCGGAAUUACGCCCAUACUCUAGCAUCGAUGACGAUGAUGAACUUCUGAAGUAUAUCUGGAGGGAAUAUUUGCAUCCCAAGCAAUAUGAAUGGGUUCUUAUUGUAGGAUACAUACUUGUUUUUUUUGUUUCUCUCAUUGGAAACACACUAGUUUGUUUUGCAGUGUGGAAAAACCAUCACAUGCGCACAGUGACCAACUGUUUCAUUGUGAAUCUCUCCUUUGCUGAUGUCCUGGUCACCAUCACCUGUCUCCCGGCAAGUCUUGUGGUAGACAUUACAGAAACAUGGUUCUUUGGAAACACUCUUUGUAAAAUACUGCCUUACUUACAGACAAUCUCCGUAUCUGUGUCAGUCUUGACUCUAAGCUGCAUUGCUCUUGACCGCUGGUACGCAAUCUGCCACCCGCUGAUGUUCAAAAGCACGGCCAGGCGCGCCCGCAAGAGUAUCCUCCUCAUCUGGGGGGUUUCCUGUGUCAUCAUGAUCCCCCAGGCCAUCGUGAUGGAGUGCAGCAGCCUGCUCCCUGAGCUCACCAACAAAACCAGCCUUUUCACUGUGUGUGAAGAGCGCUGGGGAGCUGAUGUCUACCCCAAGGUGUAUCACACCUGUUUCUUCAUCGUCACAUACUUCGCUCCCCUCUGUCUGAUGGUUCUGGCAUACAUCCAGAUAUGCCAUAAACUGUGGUGUCAACAGAUUCCUGGGACGUCAUCUGUGCUACAGAGGAAGCGGACGUCCCUCCAGGGUUCCACUUAUCCUCCAGGCCCUGGGGAGUCAGCCAGGGUCCGGACCAGCACAGUGUCUGCUGAGAUCAAACAGGUCCGGGCCCGGAGGAAGACAGCCCGCAUGCUGAUGGUGGUCCUCUUUGUCUUUGCCCUCUGCUACCUGCCCAUCAGCGUACUCAACAUCAUGAAAAGAGUGUUUGGGACAUUUAAGUACACAAACAGCAGAGAGACUGUAUACGCCUGGUUCACGUUCUCACAUUGGCUGAUAUAUGCCAACAGUGCUGCAAAUCCAAUCAUCUAUAACUUUUUAAGUGGGAAGUUUCGAGCGGAAUUCAAAGCAGCAUUUUCCUGUCGCUCUUUUGGCCGAUGUCAGAACCAAACAGAGGGCAUGCGGACAAGAAUAAACACUGACAGACGUAAAUCCUUGUCCACUCAAGUCAACAACAUGGACAAUGUCUCACGGAUAUCUGACCAUGUGGUUUAAUCCUAUACUGGGGCAUGCUGGGAGAUCUUAUAAUUGCACCAUGCCACCCAGGACACACUGGCAUUCACUGUCUCCAUGAUACAAAGGUCACAAAUAGAACACAUUGUAACGUCAAGCUUUUAAUAACAGACAUCUUGAAUGAGACCACAUACUCUGAAUGGACUGAAAGCACUCAAUAUCCACCAACCUGUGUGAAAGCAAAUCCCUCCCCUGCUGGAAAUUCAACCCAGGGGAAGAGAAGUGAUUUGAAUGAAUCGUGUCUGUUACAGAUGGAUAACCGUCUUAUCGGCUCCAGUCUUUGAUUCUCAUCCCACCAGAGGCAGGAAGUAGCACCCCAUGGUGUUAUACACCUCACCAGAAAGAACAGACUGAAGGAUGAAUCACAAUGCAAAGAUUAAACCCUAUCAACGUUAAUUAUCAAAGCUUCUUAAAUCUGAAGAUGGAUUACAAAAUAACAAUUUACUCGUUAAUUAGCCACAAUAGUGUACUACAUGUGUAUUUGUGGUGAUGUUUACUUAUGUCUUAUGCUGAGUAUUUAUCGUAAUAAUAAUAGUUAUUAUUGUUAUUAUUAAUAUUUGUAUUAUUGUUGUUGUUGAUGCUGUUGUUUAUUAUUUUGUAUUGUUAUUGUUAUUACCUUCCUAUUCUAUGUGUAAUAUCUGGUUAUAUGUUUACAGAUACGGUAUUGUACAUUAACAAUCCAACCAAAGUUGGAAAAUCUCCACGGAUGAAUACAUCUACAGUGGAAGGUUACAUUCUCACAACCUUACAUCAUAAAGACGGCUUUGUUUCUAAUUCACUGCUGGAUCAAUCAACAAGCAGUCAGAAGUAAAUAACCCUACAAGACAUUGAAUUCUGAUAGUAUUUUUAAAACAACGUCUUAUUUGAUGUGAACCCCUGAAAAGCAGUUUCUACAAUCGCUUUUGUUUGUUUUGAUUUCUUCUCAGGUGUUUGUUGUGAUGAUUUCUUAUUGGUGUUUCUUAUUAUUUCAUGUACUUUAAAAAAAAAGUAUGUUAAACAGUUUCCCCU